Helianthus annuus (common sunflower) is the source of this 1083-nucleotide messenger RNA. Its product is annotated as 40S ribosomal protein S3-1. Gene Ontology annotation, cellular component: cytosolic small ribosomal subunit; nucleus. Bases 127 to 864 code for a protein of 245 amino acids. The record is from RefSeq and is a predicted model, not a curated record. Lineage: Eukaryota; Viridiplantae; Streptophyta; Magnoliopsida; Asterales; Asteraceae. Gene Ontology annotation, biological process: translation. Gene Ontology annotation, molecular function: structural constituent of ribosome; RNA binding. The transcript is spliced from 6 exons.
CACGAAUGUAAUACUAAACCCUAACUACCUAACCACUUUCGUCUCUUCUUUCUUCUUCAUCGCCGAAUCGUCUGCUUCUUCUUUUAAGGCUCCGUGUUUGUUGUACCCAAUACACUACUGACAAACAUGGCGACCCAACUGAGCAAAAAGCGAAAGUUUGUUGCCGAUGGCGUGUUCUUUGCCGAGUUGAAUGAGGUCCUCACCAGGGAACUUGCAGAGGAUGGAUACUCUGGUGUUGAAGUUAGGGUUACACCCAUGCGCACGGAGAUUAUAAUCAGGGCUACCCGUACCCAGAACGUUCUUGGUGAGAAGGGAAGGAGAAUCAGGGAGCUGACGUCACUUGUUCAGAAGAGAUUUAAGUUCCCAGAAAACAGUGUGGAGCUUUAUGCUGAAAGAGUUAACAACAGAGGUCUUUGUGCUAUUGCUCAGGCUGAGUCGUUGCGUUACAAGCUUCUUGGAGGCCUUGCUGUUCGCAGGGCUUGCUAUGGUGUUCUAAGGUUUGUUAUGGAGAAUGGAGCUAAAGGGUGUGAGGUGAUUGUUAGUGGAAAGCUUAGGGCUCAACGUGCAAAGUCAAUGAAAUUCAAGGAUGGAUACAUGGUAUCAUCUGGUCAGCCAGUCAAGGAGUAUAUCGACUCUGCUGUCAGACAUGUGCUUCUUAGACAGGGUGUUCUUGGUAUCAAGGUUAAGAUCAUGCUUGACUGGGACCCAACUGGCAAGCUUGGGCCCAAGACACCGCUGCCGGACAAUGUUGUAAUUCAUAUGCCUAAGGAUGAUGUGGUCGCACUCCCACCCAAAGAAGUUGAAGAAUACAGGCCACCACUUGUGCUUGGUGAUGAGCCCUUGCCUAUGCCAGUACCAGUCUAAAUCUAUGGUGAUCCAAAGACUUCCUAAGUUUUGGAAGAUAAAUUUUGGAUAUAUUAUUGUUGAAUUUGCUUAGACAACACUUUUGUUUUUUUUGACUGCUGUAAGAGUGUAAGGUUAAUUUUCUUUCUGGAACUAGUUCAAGCAGGUUUUGUUAUAUUGGAGUGAUAUUGUUAGUUUUUUUUAAUUGAGUUUUAAUGGUUAAUUAUAUUGUUAGUUAAA